This is a messenger RNA of Actinia tenebrosa (Australian red waratah sea anemone), 1476 nucleotides long. Its product is annotated as pinopsin. NCBI's taxonomy places the organism in Eukaryota, Metazoa, Cnidaria, Anthozoa, Actiniaria, Actiniidae. Gene Ontology annotation, cellular component: membrane. Gene Ontology annotation, biological process: G protein-coupled receptor signaling pathway. Gene Ontology annotation, molecular function: G protein-coupled receptor activity. The record is from RefSeq and is a predicted model, not a curated record.
ACGCGGCGCUAGUGACUUUCUUUCCUACAGGUCUUUUAAAAAACCUUCUACGAUUGCUAUCAAAAGAAAUAGCCUAGAUUAAACUUCCUGAAUGAAUGAAAGUGAUAUCAGAGGAUAUCAUACGUCGGGAUCACAUUGAAGUAAGUUUUUCCAGUGGAUCGCGUGGGCAGACGAGUGGCCAGUACGCGCUAAAGCCAGAGGGGACAUUUGUUUAAACAUUCAACUUCGUACUCAACAAUCAAGCAGUUCCGAGAUAGCUGACUCUCGCUGUCAUUUUUGAACUCUUUUUACAUCUUGGAAUUCCCACAACACGAGAGAAUGCGCCAAGAAAAUUUGACUCUUAUCGGUUCCAAGCAGAAUGACUCUUCUGGGAGUUGGAGAGAAGAAGUUGUUAUAUCCCCGCUUGGGAGAUGGCUUCUGGUUUCUGUGCUUGCUGCAACAACAGUCGUUGUUUUCGUCGGUAACACUCUAGUCCUUAUCGUGCUUCACAAGCAAAGAAGGACUGCAGGUCAAAGAGUUAUAAACAUGUUUCUUGCCAACUUAACAUUGAUAGAUUUGUCUGUGUCAUUCAUUGUUUUACCCCUUUCCAUGACUACAUAUAUUCAUGGAAGUUGGCCGUUUGGGGAGACUUUUUGUGAGAUUAAUGGAUUCACGACGAUGAUUAUUGGAAUAUCAGGCAUUCUUACUAUGACUGCCAUUGCCGUCGACAGAUAUCGUGUCAUCGUUCUACCAGUUGGUCAGCGGCUCAGAACCAAGCACGCAUGGGCACUGCUUGCCUUUAUAUGGAUAUGGUCAAUAAUCCAAGCUACCCCUCCCCUCUUAGGAUGGAAUAAGUACACAUGGGGCCAAAGCAGCGCAUUGUGUCGGGCCUCCUUCACGCGUGGUGACGGAUAUAUAGAAUCAGUUUCACUUGUUAGCUAUAUUAUACCCCUUUGUAUCAUGGUAUAUUGCUAUGUUUGUGUGUAUCUAAGAGUACGACAGAGUAGACGGAGAAUUGAAAUGUGGGCUCGGUUUAACCAAGACGUCUGGCUAAAAGCCGAGGCUCGUACUGCGAAGAUUGUCUUUACGGUGCUGACGUUCUUUAUCGUGAGUUGGACUCCGUUCAUCGUGAUUUACGCUAUCAAUGGCGCUGGUAAAUCAAUCGUCCCUCUAGCCGCGUUCAGGUUCACAGGAUGGCUAGCUUCAUCUCAUUCAGCAGUUAAUCCAUUGAUAUAUUUGAAAAUGAACAAAAGAUUCAGGAAAGAUUUAAAAGCUGUCUUAGGUUGUCACGACAGCAAGGGCGAUACCAUCAAACAACCAGCUAAUGGAAAAGCAAAGGUUAAAGAGAGAAAACUAAAGAUCCCACAUGUGUUGUUUACAAAUGCUGCGGUAAAAAACGCGAGAACUGACGGAGAAAUACCAACUCGAAUAAACCCACUAAGAAAAGUAGUUCAAACCGCUUGAUAUAAAUAGUUUACAAAUGUUGAACAACCGGCA